Messenger RNA from Loa loa (African eye worm), 777 nucleotides. RefSeq names its product cGMP dependent protein kinase. Bases 1 to 777 code for a protein of 258 amino acids. The transcript is spliced from 5 exons. Gene Ontology annotation, biological process: regulation of protein phosphorylation. Gene Ontology annotation, molecular function: cAMP-dependent protein kinase regulator activity. Gene Ontology annotation, cellular component: cAMP-dependent protein kinase complex. NCBI's taxonomy places the organism in Eukaryota, Metazoa, Nematoda, Chromadorea, Rhabditida, Onchocercidae. The record is from RefSeq and is a predicted model, not a curated record.
AUGAAUUUUGCACUUGCAGAGAUCAUUGUAGAGAGGAGUAUAAGUUGUCUUCAGGGAGACGAACAGAAAGCUAUGUUUGACGCCAUGUUUCCUGUUGAAAAGAAAAAGGGCGAAACUAUCAUUGAGCAGGGAGAGGAAGGCGAUAAUUUCUAUGUGAUUGAUUCCGGUGAAGUAGACGUAUUUGUAAAUGGUGAAUAUGCAUUAUCUAUUAAAGAAGGUGGUAGUUUCGGUGAACUCGCUCUAAUUUAUGGAACUCCACGGGCAGCAACAGUAGUUGCAAAAUCUGAUGUAGUGAAAUGCUGGGCGAUUGAUCGUAUUACCUAUCGACAGAUCCUUAUGGGAUCCACAAUGCGAAAGAGGAAGCUUUAUGAUGAAUUUCUGUCGAAAGUCCAAAUCCUGUCUGAUCUUGACAAGUGGGAACGAGCGAAUGUUGCUGAUGCUUUAGAGAGAUGCGAUUUCGAACCAGGAACACGUGUUGUUGAACAGGGACAUCCUGGUGAUGAAUUUUUCAUCAUUGUGGAGGGGCAGGCAGAUGUACUGCAGAAGCGAAGUGACGACUCACCCUUUGAAAUCGUUGGACAUUUAUCUUCAUCGGAUUAUUUCGGUGAGAUAGCGCUUCUUUUAGAUCGGCCACGAGCUGCAACUGUAAUCGCAAAAACACCUUUGAAAUGUGUAAAAUUAGAUCGAGCACGAUUUGAACGUGUAAUGGGACCGGUGCGUGAAAUCUUAAAAAGGGAUGUGUCAAAUUAUAAUUCAUAUGUCAAGCUGAUGACAUGA